CCACGGAGGUGCAAGCAUAUUUUUUUUCCUCUUUUGAAAAAGAUUAUAACGAUAAAAGUCUAAAAUCUAUAAAAGUGUCAUCAUAAUGGAUACGCAUUAUUUACAGGAAUGCUUUGUUUGUAAAGACACAAACAAAGUAAAAAGAUGUUCUGGAUGCAAUAUGAUUACUUACUGUAAAAAGGAACAUCAAAUACAACAUCGUCCGAAACAUAAAAAAUUUUGUAAGGUAAUAUCUGAAAUGUUAAAAUCACAAAAUAAGUCGCAUAUUUAUGAAAAUAUCGAUUCAUCAAUUUGGUUUGAAGAAAAAAACCGUAUCAUUGGUGAAGUGGAGUCAAAAUUUAUUAAGGAAUCAUCUCCAACUCAAGAAGAAUAUUUUCUUCUCGAUUCACCACGAGUGUGCUACAUUUGUUGUGAAGCUAAUCAAGAUAAAUUGAAAACAUGUCCUAAAUGUUUAAUAACGAGUUUUUGUAAUAUUCAUCCAAGCAGUCACAUUCAUGAGAGAUAUUGUCGAAAAAAUAGUGUUGUUAUAAAUAAAGAAGCAAAAUUUAUAAUGAACCCGAAUUUACCGUCACUUGUAUCAUUAGUUGUUGCAGGAAUAAAAAUAGUAAAAUCUGACGAUUAUCUUCUCACAUCUAUGGAUGAAUUCUUUGAAUUAUAUACACAACAGCAAAAUAUUUCCGAGAUGCAGAAAAUUCUCCUGUCUGAAGUGUUUAGCAUUUCGUUAACAAUUUUCAGUGCGUUGAAAACAGUAUUUAAUAAUAUACCAUCAAAAUUAAUUAUUCAUUUAAAAUCAAUAAAUUGCGGCUGGACAAUAAUGGUCCUGAAUUUAUGGGAAUCUUUAUUACACUUAUUGCCCGAAAUAAAAUAUUUGAAAAUUGUCUACGUCGAAUCGUAUAAACUUUCGAAUAAUUAUACAUCGGUGCUUAAUCUCUGUAUGGACUGUAAGCUUAAGAGGAAAAUUAUCAUAGUUGAGAUGAAUCCAGUUUCUUACAACGAACCCUCUUUAAUUGCUAUCUUAAAUUCUACAGCUUCAUGUGAAAUUGAUUUUUUUCGUAAAAUUGGUUACUUCAAAGAGGAAAAGACAAAAUUACAAAAAUUAACUUGUCCUCUUGUAUUAACGUCUUCAAUUUUAACUUGUCAUAAUUUUUCAAAAGUUGAUUUACUGAAUUUAUUUAGUAAUUGUCGAACAAUUUACAGUGGAUACAAUGAUUUUUCAUCUCAUUUCGAAACGAUGGAAGUUAAAUUUUUACGACAUUCUCAAUUUAUGACUAUUGUUCAACCAGAUGAGAAUGUUGAGCAAAAAUUCACAAUUGUCAAUAAUGAGACAUCGUAUUAUCCUCAAAUUUGUAAUUUUUGCCAUAAAACGGAAGGAAAAAUAAUUUGCAAACGUUGUAAAAUUGUUUCCUAUUGUGAUAAAAAACAUUUGAAUCAAGAUCAAAUUCAUCAUAAAGAUUUAUGCGAAGUAAUUUUCCGUUUACAACAGGAAAUGAAAGAAAAAUAUCUUUUUUAUGAGGAAAAAACUUUAAAUCAAGAUGAGUGGCUAAGCAUGAGAAUUGAAAAAUUGAAAAAUGUACAAAUGAGAAUUGGAAGAAAAUUAACAAAAAACGAGGAGGAAAUGUUUCUUUUUCCAAAGAGUUGUGGAGUUUGCCACGAUAGUGAUUCGAAUUUGCUAAAGAGUUGCGAAUGUGGGGUAUUCCUUUGCAAAACUCACAAAAACGAUCCAACACACAAAAAGAUUUGCAAGGAAUUGUCAAUUGAUUUUAAAAUGUCUUCAAAUGCACCAAUUAUAAACGUAAAUUUUUCUCUAUUAGAACAAACAGCGGAUGAAAUUUCUAAAAUGAAAAAUUCUGACUCAACAAAAGCUUUCAUUGAAAUAGUUUUUUCAUUAUUGAAUGAACUGUCUGAUAAACUUUUCAAUGGAAAAUUACCAGUUUCAAUGGAAAUGUUGACUCCACCAUUAAUCAAUAAAAUUUCAGUAAAAGAAGAUAAUUUUUCGAAAAUAUUAUUCGUAAACAAUUUUUUGUCAGCUCCGUUGACUUUAUUUUAUACAAUGGAAAAAAUAAAUAAAAAAAUCAACUCUUCAAUGAUAAUUCACAUAAUUGGAGCAAAUAAAGAAAAUUUUGAGGAGAAAUUUCUCUGGGCAUUUCUUUUUUAUCAUGUCAAUCAAUUGGAGAAUUUAAAAAUAAUAUUUAUCGGUUCAGAGUUUCGCGAUUUUCCCAUAAUUGAUGUAUUCAACUAUUCUGACAUGAAAAUAAAUUUGAAAAUUGAAGUUUACGCUUUAAAUUACGAUGAAUAUUUCUCGAGUAAAAAAUUUGUUAAACCAGAUGUUAUUUUUGGAUGUGGUCUCAAUAUUCAUGAAAAAAAAUUAUCGACACCCGAAAGAAUUUGGAAAAAUACAAUUUUGACAUUGGAAAAAAUGGAAGUUCCCUUUAUUCUCACAGCUGGAACUAAAGAACGUGCCGAGAAUGAUCACAAGACAAUUUGCGAUCUUCUUGCAAAAUCCGUGAAUUUUGAAUUUUUCGAAGAAAAUCCAUUUGCGUCAUUGUGCCUCAAAAGAGAUUUUGAAACAACAGGAAUAAUGUAUUCAAAUAAAUAUAUAAUUGCUUAUAACUGGAAAUUGCAAAAUUCGUCAAAUUCAACGGAAACCUGAAGUAACCAAAAAAGCGAUUUCAAUGACAAAGGAAGUUAUUGAAAAUAAAUACUAUUUUUGGGAAUUCAAGUAUCGAAAUUAAAAAGGAAAUAUUCUCGAAAAAGCUGAAGAAAUAAUUCCAGAGGGGAAAAAAUUUAUUCAAAAUUCGUCAAAUUCAACGGAAAAUAAAGAAGAAAUGUUGGAUAGAAUUUUUAUGAAUAUAUUCUUGGAUUUGAUGGAACUAAAAAAUAAAAUAAAUUCUGAAUAUUUAAAGAGCAAAAAGGAAAAAGAUAAAUUUAUGAAAAAAAUGAAUGAACACAAAGACUCGAAAUUAAACAAAGAUUUAGAAUAUCAAAAAAAUUAUUCAAAAACUGGGGAAAUUAUUUCAGAGAAAAAAAAAAUAAUGAAGAAACUGAAGAUAAACGAGAAAAUAUACAAGUUACAUGUGAGGAUUCAAUGCACGAAAAAAAAUUUGGAAUAUCAUUAGAAUCAUUGUUAGUUCAACAGAAUUCAUGUCUUCAAGCCGAAAUUGAAAAAUUAAAACAGGAAUUGUAUUUAGCAAAUACUUCAAAUAUCAAACUGAAUAAUCAAAUUUCAGUUUUACAAACAAUUUAUCCUAAUUUAAUUGAUAAAAGUAUUUUGAUAAAAGAAGCAAUCGAGAGUAUUGAAAAAAGUAUUAA
This is a messenger RNA of Leptopilina boulardi, 3309 nucleotides long. RefSeq lists its product as uncharacterized. The record is from RefSeq and is a predicted model, not a curated record. The transcript is spliced from 3 exons. The coding region runs from base 86 to 2650 and encodes 854 amino acids. NCBI's taxonomy places the organism in Eukaryota, Metazoa, Arthropoda, Insecta, Hymenoptera, Figitidae. Gene Ontology annotation, cellular component: extrinsic component of mitochondrial inner membrane.